Molecule: messenger RNA, 1002 nt
Organism: Cornus florida
Lineage: Eukaryota; Viridiplantae; Streptophyta; Magnoliopsida; Cornales; Cornaceae
Product: G-type lectin S-receptor-like serine/threonine-protein kinase SD1-1
Exons: 7
Coding region: 1-1002 (333 amino acids)
Biological process (GO): protein phosphorylation
Molecular function (GO): ATP binding; protein serine/threonine kinase activity
Source: RefSeq, a predicted model, not a curated record
AUGAACCAUAAUCAGAAGAGGAAGACACUGAUAUUGAUCGUAGUGGUAUCAACAGCUUCUGGGUUGCUUGUCCUCAGCUUGUUAACUUGGUGUAUAAUUAAGAGGAGGAGAAAGAAAAGAGGUGCGGAAACUAAGAAUGAAGACAUUGAGUUAUCGUUUUUUGAUUUAGACACUAUUGUGAAUGCCACUAAGAACUUCUGUUCCACAAAUAUAAUCGGGGAGGGUGGUUUUGGUCCUGUUUACAAGGGUAAGUUAACAACGGGACACGAAAUAGCAGUCAAGAGGCUUUUGAAGAAUUCUGGACAAGAUCAGAAUAAAGGACUAGAACUUCCAUGGGAAAAACGAUUUGAAAUUGCUAUGGGCAUAUCAAGGGGACUUCUCUACCUUCACCAGGACUCAAGAUUAAGAAUCAUUCAUAGGGAUCUCAAAGCCGGCAACAUUUUACUAGAUGAAGAACAAAGUCCCAAAAUUUCAGACUUUGGGAAAGCAAGAAGUUUUGGGAGAGAUCAAAUUGUUGCCAAAACAAAGCGACUAAUAGGAACAUAUGGUUACAUGUCACUAGAAUAUGCCAUUGAUGGGAAAUUUUCAGUAAAAUCUGAUGUCUUUAGUUUAGGUAUGCUUUUAUUGGAAAUGGUGAGUGACAAGAGGAACGGGAAAUUUCACCAUCCUGAUCACUAUCAUUCGCUUUUGGGACAUGCUUGGCUGCUGUGGAAUGAACACAAAGCCCUGGAACUAAUGGAUCCAUGUUUGGAAAAUUCUUACAUUGAAUCUCAAGUGCUAAGAUGUAUUCAAGUGGCUUUACUAUAUGUUCAGAAACUGUCAAAAGACAGACCAAUCAUGUCAUCGGUUGUAUUCAUGUUGAGUAACGAGGGGGUGACAUUUCCUCAUCCCAAAGAACCUGGUUUCUUUGUAGAAAGAAGUUCCAUUGAUGAAGAGACAUCAACAAGUGAUGGAUGCCAUUCCGGAAAUAAAUCGACAAUGACAAUAAUGGAAGGAAGAUAA